GUUCGAUUUAGUAUUCAUUGCUUUCCCCCUCCAAUUUUAUUUUUCUCAUUUCUCACAUCGAAAUGGCCAAGCAGCGUGUCAAGAAGCGCACUCACCAGAAGCCGCAAAAUGCUUCUGUUGUGAAGGGCAGCGCUGCCUCGAUGUCCAAGACCCCGAAGUCUAUGGUCAUCCGAGUAGGCGCUUCUCAAGUCGGUAGCAGUGUGACCCAGUUGGUUAAGGAUGUUCGUCGUAUGAUGGAGCCCGAUACCGCUGUGCGAUUGAAGGAACGCAAAUCCAACAGACUGCGAGAUUAUACCGUUAUGACCGGUCCCCUAGGUGUCACUCAUCUUAUGUUGUUUUCCAAGUCCGCAACUGGCAACACAAAUAUGCGACUCGCUGUUACUCCCCGUGGACCCACCCUUCACUUCAAAGUCGAGAACUAUUCGCUGUGCAAGGAUGUUGAAAGAUCCAUGAAGCGCCCAAAAAGUGGCGGACAGGACCACAAGACACCGCCCCUUUUGGUCAUGAACAACUUCACUACACCAGGUGCAACCGAAGAUUCCAAAGUGCCGAAGCGGCUCGAGACCCUCACAACUACGAUCUUCCAAUCCCUCUUCCCUCCCAUCAACCCCCAAAGCCAGCCUCUAUCUUCCAUCCGCCGUGUCAUGCUUCUCAACCGAGAGCCUGCCGAAAAAGAUAGCGACUCAUAUAUCCUGACUCUCCGUCACUACGCCAUUGCCACGAAGAAGACCGGUGUAUCGAAACGAAUCCGUCGCCUGGACCCCAAAGAGAUUCGGAACCGAGACAAGAAGAAGACCGCCGUUCCCAACCUUGGAAAGCUAGAAGAUGCCGCCGAUUACCUGCUCGACCCCUCUGCUGCAGGCUACACAUCAGCAAGUGAGACCGAGCUAGACACCGAUGCCGAAGUGGAAGUUCAAGAGAGCACGACCCGCCGAGUCCUGAACAAGCGGGAAAUGCAGCGCCAAAAGGCUGCAGAGAAGGGCCAGGAUAAGCCAGCCCAUACCACCGGUGUUGAGAAGCGGGCUGUAAAGCUCGUAGAGCUGGGCCCCCGCUUGCGGCUUCGCUUGAUGAAGGUUGAGGAUGGAGUCUGCGAUGGCAAGAUCAUGUGGCAUGACUUCAUUAAGAAAUCAGAGAAGGAGAUGCGGAAAAUGGACCAGAGCUGGGACGUUCGGAGGAAGGAGAAGGAGCAGAGAAAGAAGCUGCAGAAGGAGAACAUUGAGCGGAAGAAGCAGGAGAAGGCCAAGGCUAGGGGCAGUGGCAAAGAAGUGGCCGAGGAGGAUGAGGAUGAGGAUAUGGAUGAUGAUGAAGAUUGGCUCAGCGAUGAUGACUUUGACAAGGACGCUGAGGGUGGGGGUGAAGCGGCAGAUGACGACUCUGAAGCCGAUUCGGACGAGUCUAUGGAGGAGUAAGUGGCUUUUUGAAGUCAUCAUACCACACCUUUCCGAAAGCUUCUACUUGAUCGCUUGAUGGAUGAGCCGGCUCUUGCGAUUGAACAAACUCGAUAAUUCAACUCAUGCCGACUUGUCUAUCGCACUGGUGGACUGUAUCAAAAAUGACCCCCGUCUUCACGUCUUAUAUCCAUGUCAUAUGGACCAAAAUUUCUGUCACUGUCACAUACCCGAUAGGCAUCUAGGCGUUUUUCAGGUUUUGUCUUCAUAUAAUGCAGUCUUGCAAAUUCAUCCUUCAUCCUUCGUCCUUCAAUGAACUUAGUAUCACAAAAAACUUCCCCAAAGAUGUUAGUCUUACUUGAAAU
Penicillium samsonianum is the source of this 1753-nucleotide messenger RNA. RefSeq names its product Brix domain-containing protein. Gene Ontology annotation, cellular component: preribosome, large subunit precursor. NCBI's taxonomy places the organism in Eukaryota, Fungi, Ascomycota, Eurotiomycetes, Eurotiales, Aspergillaceae. Gene Ontology annotation, molecular function: rRNA binding. The record is from RefSeq and is a predicted model, not a curated record. The transcript is spliced from 2 exons. Gene Ontology annotation, biological process: ribosomal large subunit assembly; rRNA processing. The coding region runs from base 63 to 1409 and encodes 448 amino acids.